UGGGGGAGUGGAGGUGAAGCUUGUUCUGCUGCUAAACUGAAGUGACUAUUUGCAGGUCAGAGGGACAUGGAUAAAUGUUUGGCCCUCAUUCUUCUGUCCACAAUCUCACUCACCAUAGCUGACAGUGUGAGGUUGGUGGAUGGUGACAGUGGCUGUGCUGGGAGAGUGGAGGUUCUUCAUAAUAAUCAGUGGGGAACAGUGUGUGAUGAUGACUGGGAUAUAACAGAUGCUGCAGUGGUGUGUAGAGAGCUGAGCUGUGGAGAUGCUGUAAAUGUACUGAGUAGAGCUCACUUUGGACCAGGAUCAGGACCAAUCUGGAUGGAUGACGUGGGAUGUAAUGGAUCAGAGUCUACACUAAAGACCUGUAAAUCACCAGAUUGGGGUGAACAUAACUGUGGUCAUGGUAAAGAUGCUGGAGUCAUUUGUUCAGGAGGAGUCAGAGUGGUUGGUGGUUCUCGCUGCUCUGGGAGAGUGGAGGUGCUUCAUGGAGAGACCUGGUCCACAGUGUGUGAUGUUGACUUUGACCAGCAGGAUGCAGAGGUUGUGUGUCGAGAGCUGGGCUGUGGGCUUCCUGUGGAGGUGCUGGGAGCAGCUGUUUUUGGCAGAGGGGAGGGUCAGGUGUGGUCAGAGGAGCUUCAGUGUAGAGGCAACGAAUCGCAGAUUCACUUCUGUCCAUCAUCUUCACUCAAACACAACUGCACCCAUGAUAAUGAUGUGGGGCUGGUGUGUUCUGUCAGUGUGAGGUUGGUGGAUGGUGAUAGUCGCUGUGAUGGGAGAGUGGAGAUUCUUCACAGAGGACAGUGGGGAACAGUGUGUGGUUUUAACUGGGAUAUGAGAGAUGCUACAGUGGUGUGUAGAGAGCUGGGAUGUGGAGAGGCUCUACAUGCACUGAGCAAUGGUUAUUUUGGACCAGGAUCAGGACCAAUCUGGAUGAAUAAUGUUUAUUGUAGUGGAUCAGAGUCUACACUGAAGAACUGUAUUUAUCCAGGAUGGGGUAAACAUUACUGUGAUCAUAAUAAAGAUGCUGGAGUCAUUUGUUCAGGAAGAAUUAAGCUGAUCAGUGGUUCUCGCUGCUCUGGGAGAGUGGAGGUGCUUCAUGGAGUGACCUGGUCCACAGUGUGUGAUGCUGACUUUGACCAGCAGGAUGCAGACUUUGUAUGUCGAGAGCUGCGCUGUGGACUUCCUGUGGAGGUGCUGGGAGCAGCUGCUUUUGGCAGAGGGGAGGGUCAGGUGUGGUCAGAGGAGCUUCAGUGUAGAGACAACGAAUCUCAGAUUCACUUCUGUACAACAUCAUCUUCACUCAAAUACAACUGCUCCCAUGACAGUGAUGUGAGACUGGUGUGUGCUGACAGUGUGAGGUUGGUUGAUGGUAGCAGUCGCUGUGCUGGGAGAGUGGAGGUUCUUCAUAGAGGACAGUGGGGAACAGUGUGUGGUGAUGGCUGGGAUAUGAGAGAUGCUGCAGUGGUGUGUAGAGAGCUGGGUUGUGGACAUGCUGUAGAUGCACUGAGCGAUGCCCAAUUUGGACCAGGAUCAGGACCAAUCUGGAUGAAUAAUGUGGACUGCAGUGGAUCAGAGUCCACACUGAAGAACUGUAGAUCAAGAGGAUGGGGUAAACAUAACUGUGAUCAUUCUAAAGAUGCUGGAGUCAUUUGUUCAGGAGUCAGGCUGGUUGGUGGUUCUCGCUGCUCUGGGAGAGUGGAGGUGCUUCAUGGAGAGACCUGGUCCACAGUGUGUGAUGCUGACUUUGACCAGCAGGAUGCAGAGGUUGUGUGUCGAGAGCUGGGCUGUGGGCUUCCUGUGGAGGUGCUGGGAGCAGCUGCUUUUGGCAGAGGGGAGGGUCAGGUGUGGUCAGAGGAGCUCCAGUGUAGAGGCAAUGAAUCUCAGAUUCACUUCUGUCCAACAUCAUCUUCACUCAAACACAACUGCACCCAUGAUAAUGAUGUGGGGCUUGUGUGUUCUGGAAGAAUCAAGCUGAUUGGUGGUUCUCGCUGCUCUGGGAGAGUGGAGGUGCUUCAUGGAGAGACCUGGUCCACAGUGUGUGAUGCUGACUUUGACCAGCAGGAUGCAGAGGUUGUGUGUCGAGAGCUGGGCUGUGGGCUUCCUGUGGAGGUGCUGGGAGCAGCUGCUUUUGGCAGAGGGGAGGGUCAGGUGUGGUCAGAGGAGCUCCAGUGUAGAGGCAAUGAAUCUCAGAUUCACUUCUGUCCAACAUCAUCUUCACUCAAACACAACUGCUCUCAUGACAGUGAUGUGGGUCUGGUGUGUGCUGACAGUGUGAGGCUGGUGGAUGGUGGCAGUCACUGUGCUGGGAGAGUGGAGGUUCUUCAUAGAGGACAGUGGGGAACAGUGUGUGAAUUCAGCUGGGAUAUGAGAGAUGCUGCAGUGGUGUGUAGAGAGCUGGGCUGUGGAGAGGCUGUAGCUGCACUGAGUAGAGCUCACUUUGGACCAGGAUCAGGACAAAUCUGGAUGGAUUAUGUGAGUUGUAGUGGAUCAGAGUCCACACUGAAGAACUGUGGAUCAGCAGGAUGGGGUAAACAUAACUGUGAUCAUGGUUUAGAUGCUGGAGUCAUCUGCUCAGGUCCCAGAAAGUCCAGACUUACUGAUGGUUUCCACUUGUGCUCUGGGAGAGUGGAGGUGCUUCAUAGACAGACCUGGUCCACAAUGUGUGAUGCUGACUUUGACCAGCAGGAUGCAGAGGUUGUGUGUCGAGAGCUGGGCUGUGGGCUUCCUGUGGAGGUGCUGGGAGCAGCUGCUUUUGGCAGAGGGGAGGGUCAGGUGUGGUCAGAGCAGCUUCAGUGUAGAGGCAACGAAUUUCAGAUUUCCUUCUGUCCAACAGCAUCUUCACUGAAACAUAACUGCUCCCAUGACAGUGAUGUGGGCCUGGUUUGUGCUGGUCACACUCAGGCUCGACUGGCGAACGGCUCUGACUCCUGUUCUGGUCGAGUGGAGCUCCAGUACCUCAGUGAGUGGGGCACAGUGUGUGAUGUUAACUGGGAUAGUAGAGCUGCCAGUAUCCUCUGUGGUCAGCUGAAGUGUGGGAGUACUGUGGCUGUGUUGGGGUCAGACUGGUUUGGGGAGGGGACUGGCCAGAUCUGGGCUGAAGUGUUUGAUUGUCAGGGGAACGAAACACACCUGUCAAAAUGUCCCAUUUCAUCAUGGAGUCGAGCUGCAUGCUCUCAUAAACAGGAUGCUGGAGUCGUCUGCAGUGGUUCCUCUCUGGCAUUUCAUGAGGGGCGAGUGCGGUUGUCUGGAGGGAUGGAGUGUGAGGGGGAGGUGGAGGUGUACUUCAGGCAGGACUGGAGGAGAGUUCUGCUGGACUCCUGGAGUGAGUCUGUGGCCUCUGUGGUCUGCAGACAGCUGGGCUGUGGCUCUGUGCUCAACUUCUUCAGCUCUUCUACAUCCAGUCCUGAACACAGUCACAUGUGUGUGAUGGGGUUCAGUUGUUCGGGGAGUGAAGCUCAUCUGGGGAACUGCAGCAGCGCACAAGCAGUCGACUGCAGCUCCAGAGAACAGCUGUCAAUCACCUGCUCUGGUAAGUUUAAUUCAGCUCAUAGCUCCAUCAGGCUGGUUGGUUCUGGGGGAGACUGUGCAGGAAGGCUGGAGGUUUUCCACAGUGGCUCAUGGGGGACCGUUUGUGGUGACUUGUGGGAUAUUGAGGAUGCGCAGGUGGUCUGCAGACAGCUACAGUGUGGAGUCGCCCUCAGUGCUCUGGUACCAGCCUGGUUUGGACCAGGAACUGGACCCAUAUGGCUGAAUGAGGUGGAGUGUGAGGGGAACGAGACGUCCCUGUGGAACUGCACAUUUCAGCUGAGUGGAGAGGAUGAAUGGGGACACGAGGAGGACGUAGGAGUCAUGUGCUCAGAGUUUAAAGAGGUCAGACUCACUGAGGGCUGUGAGGGGAAUCUGGAAGUGUUCUACAAUGGAACCUGGGGUAAUGUGUGUGUAAAUGGGAUGGAUGAAGAAACAGUGAGUUUAAUCUGUCAAGAGCUGAACUGUGGAAGAUCUGGCAGUGAGUCUUGGGCCAAAGCAAGAGUGGAAUCAGCUCCUAACUGGCUGGACAAUCUGAAAUGUAGGAGACACGACUCCACUCUGUGGCAUUGUCCAUCUUCACCCUGGAGACAGAACAACUGUAAUAAAGACAAUGAGGUGGCUUGGAUUACCUGCUCAGGAGUUGAAAAUGAUCGUGUGUUAAGAAGUCGUCUGAAAUGCUCCUCAUCUGCCCAUCACAGACAGUGUUCAAAUCACCUGCCUCUCAGGCUGAGGGGAGGAAAGGGAAUCUGCUCAGGGAGGCUGGAGGUGUAUCAUAAUGCUGAGUGGGGGUCCAUCUGUGAUGAUCUGUGGGACAUCAGGGAUGCUCAGGUGAUCUGUAGGCAGCUGGGCUGUGGGCCGGCGCUGAGUGCUGAUGGGAGUGCUGUCUUUGGUGCUGGUGAAGGGCCUAUCUGGCUGAGCAGAGUGAAGUGUAGAGGGAAUGAGAUUCACCUGUGGGACUGUCCUCAUUCCCUGAAGAACCAUACUGACUGCUCCCACAAGCAGGAUGCUGGAGUCACCUGUGCAGACAUUUCUACUACUCCACUUGUAAUAACAGCCACCACCUCCAACACCACAGUUGGUCAGACAGUGAAGGGAACAAACACUCCUCCACAAACUCCUCCAGCAGCUGUUCCGUUCAUUUAUCCAGCGUCUCUCCUGGUUCUGGGAGCGGUGCUCUUCCUGGCCUUAGUGCUUCUGGUUGUGCUGUUUUACCAGAACAGAGUGCUCAGGAGAGGCCUCUCUAAGAGGAUGGAGAACAUAGUCUAUGAGGAGAUUUACUGCAGAUUCAAUACUGCAAGAGCCACUCAAAGGGGAAGUCUCCUCUCUGAAGCACAUCAUUCAGGAUAUGAGGAAGUGGAUGAGGAGCUCCUCUCAGGAAGUGUCCUCUCUGAGGAACAGCAUUCAGGAUAUGAGGAUGUGGAUGAGGAGCUUCUCUCAGCAAAGUCUCUGACUGGAGUGAAAUCAGAAUAUGAUGAUGUCACCACCAGUGGUCUGAUAUGUGAAGCAGAAAAAGACGACAUAGCAGAUAACUAUGAUGAUGUCAUCACCGCUAGACAGAUCUCUGGGAGUGUCAUAGAGGACGUAGCAGAUAAUUAUGAUGAUGUCAUCACUGCAGAUCAGAGCUCAGCUGUUGUAACAGAAGACAUGACAGAUAACUAUGAUGAUGCUGUUACUGCUGGACCAAACUCCAACAUUAUGACAGGAAGUGUCCUCUCUGAGGAACAGCAUUCAGGAUAUGAGGAUGUGGAUGAGGAGCUUCUCUCAGCAAAGUCUCUGACUGGAGUGAAAUCAGAAUAUGAUGAUGUCACCACCAGUGGUCUGAUAUGUGAAGCAGAAAAAGACGACAUAGCAGAUAACUAUGAUGAUGUCAUCACUGCUAGACAGAUCUCUGGGAGUGUCAUAGAGGACGUAGCAGAUUAUGAUGAUGUCAUCACUGCAGAUCAGAGCUCAGCUGUUGUAACAGAAGACAUGACAGAUAACUAUGAUGAUGCUGUUACUGCUGGACCAAACUCCAACAUUAUGACAGGAAGUGUCCUCUCUGAGGAACAGCAUUCAGGAUAUGAGGAUGUGGAUGAGGAGCUUCUCUCAGCAAAGUCUCUGACUGGAGUGAAAUCAGAAUAUGAUGAUGUCACCACCAGUGGUCUGAUAUGUGAAGCAGAAAAAGACGACAUAGCAGAUAACUAUGAUGAUGUCAUCACUGCUAGACAGAUCUCUGGGAGUGUCAUAGAGGACGUAGCAGAUUAUGAUGAUGUCAUCACUGCAGAUCAGAGCUCAGCUGUUGUAACAGAAGACAUGACAGAUAACUAUGAUGAUGCUGUUACUGCUGGACCAAACUCCAACAUUAUGACAGGAAGUGUCCUCUCUGAGGAACAGCAUUCAGGAUAUGAGGAUGUGGAUGAGGAGCUUCUCUCAGCAAAGUCUCUGACUGGAGUGAAAUCAGAAUAUGAUGAUGUCACCACCAGUGGUGAAGCAGAAAAAGACGACAUAGCAGAUAACUAUGAUGAUGUCAUCACCGCAAGACAGAUCUCUGGGAGUGUCAUAGAGGACGUAGCAGAUUAUGAUGAUGUCAUCACUGCAGAUCAGAGCUCAGCUGUUGAAACAGAAGACAUGACAGAUAACUAUGAUGAUGCUGUUACUGCUGGACCAAACUCCAACAUUAUGACAGGAAGUGUCCUCUCUGAGGAACAGCAUUCAGGAUAUGAGGAUGUGGAUGAGGAGCUUCUCUCAGCAAAGUCUCUGACUGGAGUGAAAUCAGAAUAUGAUGAUGUCACCACCAGUGGUGAAGCAGAAAAAGACGACAUAGCAGAUAACUAUGAUGAUGUCAUCUCUGCUGGACAGAUCUCAGAGAGUGUCAUAGAGGACGUAGCAGAGAAUUAUGAUGAUGUCAUCACUGCUGAUCAGAGCUCAGCUGUUGAAACAGAAGACAUGACAGAUAACUAUGAUGAUGCUGUUACCGCUGGACCAAACUCCAAUAUUAUGACAGAUUAUCAUGAUGUGGAGGAGGAGCCUCAGACAGACAUGAAUCAUGUGAACAAGAGUGGACACACUGAGAGUUCUUCCUCAGGAAAUUACGCUGAGACUUCUUCAAAUGGAAGAAAUGAGUUUGUUUUAGAUCAGAAUUCAAUAUAUUUUAGUAACCCUAAGUACUCCUAAUUAUAGCUUUACACAUCACACAUAGAACAUAGUGGAAUUAAACACCUGCAUGUGUAUGUAUGUUUUUAACAUUUUAACUUCAUGAAAAGCAUUUUGUACCGAAAAAUUACUAGCCAUUAUAAUUUGUAUGAGCUGCUAAAUUAACCCACUGCUUGUGUUACAGACAGCUUCUAUUGUCAGUGUUGACAUUCAGAUUCAGGCAGCUCCUUAUAACUGUUUACAGAGCAGUUCCACCACAUUACUCCCCCAAUACUGCAUUAUACUGUAAAAAAUUGAUCUGGUCUUUCUCUUUCAUGCUAUUUGCAAGCCUGUAAUUAUUUUGAGA
This is a messenger RNA of Pygocentrus nattereri (red-bellied piranha), 7006 nucleotides long. RefSeq names its product deleted in malignant brain tumors 1 protein-like. The record is from RefSeq and is a predicted model, not a curated record. The coding region runs from base 67 to 6681 and encodes 2204 amino acids. The transcript is spliced from 46 exons. NCBI's taxonomy places the organism in Eukaryota, Metazoa, Chordata, Actinopteri, Characiformes, Serrasalmidae. Gene Ontology annotation, cellular component: membrane.